This is a messenger RNA of Parus major (Great Tit), 14800 nucleotides long. RefSeq names its product nidogen 1 (gene NID1). The record is from RefSeq and is a predicted model, not a curated record. Gene Ontology annotation, biological process: cell-matrix adhesion. The transcript is spliced from 20 exons. Bases 16 to 3783 code for a protein of 1255 amino acids. Gene Ontology annotation, molecular function: calcium ion binding. Lineage: Eukaryota; Metazoa; Chordata; Aves; Passeriformes; Paridae.
CCGGGAGCCGCAGGGAUGCGCGCCCCGCCGAGCUGUCCGCGCUGGGCGCUGCUGGCCCUGGCGCUGCUGGCCCUGGCGCUGCCCGCAGAGCUGCUGGAGCUGCUGCCACACGGCGAGGACCGCGGCGAUGCCGCGCUGGAGCCCGGGGACGACGUGCAUUCGGCGGCGCUGGAGCUGAGCACGGCGCUGCACUUCUACGGCGCGGCCGUCCGCUCCCUCUAUGUUACCACUAAUGGGAUUAUUGCAGUGAAUGAGCCCUCAAGUGAAGAAAAAUACCUUGGUCAAUUCCCAGUAAGUUUUGGGGCUAUUGCUCCUUUUAUGGCCGACCUGGACACAACAGAUGGACAUGGAAAUGUGUAUUACAGAGAAGAUUCAUCCUCAGAUGUCUUGCAACUUGCAUCAGACUAUAUCAAAAGAGGUUUUCCUGAGACUGCUUUUGAUCCCAGCAGUGUUGUUAUUGUUACCUGGAAGCUUGUGGCUCCUUUUCAGGAACCAGGAGAAGAUCACGCUUUGGAAGAAAAGAGAAACACAUUCCAGGCUGUCUUAGCCUCUUCUGAUUCCAGUUCCUAUGCUAUUUUCCUUUAUCCAGAAGAUAGCUUGCAGUUCUAUAGUACGUACUCCAAGAAUGGUGAUGAAAAUAUUCCUGCUAUGGUUGGCUUUAGUCAAGCCUCUACAAACUACUACUUUUGGGAAAAGCCAGGAUCCUACAAUGUCAUUGCUAAUGAUGAAGACAGCAUUAGAAACCUGUACAAAAGCAGCAAUGCUGGGAAGCAGGGCGUCUGGGUGUUCGAGGUUGGUAGCUCAUCUGACAGUAUUGUGCCUGCUAAAAUCAGCAAUAUUUUGGAGAACAUGGAGCCCAAUGAAGAAGACGAGGAGAUGACUUCUAAGCCCUUUACAUCUGACUAUGGUUCCACUGAAAUAACACAGCAGUACAUCACAAGUAGUACAGACAUCACUGAAGAGGAUCAGCACCUUGUCACAUACAGUGUUCCUUGGUUAGCUGCAGGAGACUUUCCGACUUCAUACCAAGAUGUAACAGGAACACCUUCAACUGAGUCCUUUUACAGUCCUCAAAAUUUCCCAACAGCAAAAGCUCCACCUCGGCAGUUUCGCAUCCAGCAGUUCCCCCCACAGCCACCUCAAGUCAUAGAUGUGGAAGAAUUUGAUGAAACUGGAAUAGUGUUUCGCUACCACACAGAUGUCCAACAGACCUGUGCUAACAACCGCCACCAGUGCUCUGUUCAUGCUAUUUGCAAGGAUUAUCCCAGCGGGUUUUGUUGCAGCUGUAUUGCUGGUUACAAAGGAAAUGGCAGACAGUGUGUAGCAGAAGGUUCUCCUCAGAGAGUCAACGGCAAGGUCAGAGGAAGAAUCUUUGUAGGAAACAACCCCGUUCCAGUUACAUUUGAGAACACUGAUCUCCACUCCUAUGUUGUGAUGAACCAAGGGCGUGCCUACACUGCUAUCAGCACAAUCCCAGAGACUUUGGGGUAUUCUUUACUACCUCUUGCCUCUAUUGGAGGUAUCAUAGGAUGGAUGUUUGCUGUGGAACAGCAAGGAUAUAAAAAUGGAUUCAGCAUUACUGGUGGUGAGUUUACACGGCAAACAGAAGUAACUUUUCUUCGUAACAAUGAGAAGCUGGUUGUGAAGCAGAAGUUCAGUGGCAUUGAUGAGCAUGGUCACCUUACCAUCAGCACAGAAAUGGAAGGCAGAAUACCCGAGAUCCUGCCUGGGUCAUCAGUCCAUAUAGAGCCAUACACUGAACUCUACCACACUUCUAGCUCAGUGAUCACUUCAUCAUCCUCGAGGGAGUACACAGUGACAGAGCCAGAAAGGGAUGGAGUUGCUUCCACGUACACGGGUGCCUAUCAGUGGCGCCAGACCAUCUCCUUUGACGAAUGCAUCCAUGAUGACUCCCCCCAUGCUGCUCCUGCCACUCAGCAGCUCUCGGUGGACAGUGUGUUUGUCCUGUACAACAGAGAUGAGCAGAUCCUACGAUACGCCAUGAGCAAUUCCAUUGGCCCCAUCAGUGAUGGUUCUGCUGAUAUUAACCGGAAUCCUUGCUACACUGGCACUCAUAACUGUGACACCAACGCCAUGUGCCGUCCAGGAACUGGGAAUCGUUUCUUCUGUGAAUGUUCGAUUGGCUUCCGUGGAGAUGGACACGUUUGUUACGAUAUUGAUGAGUGUUCAGAGCAGCCAGGGCUGUGUGGCAGCAAUGCAGACUGCAACAACCAGCCAGGAACCUACCGCUGCGAGUGUUUUGAGGGAUACCAGUUUGCAGAAGAUGGGCGGACUUGUGUUGCUGUGGAGUAUGUGGUAAACCACUGCCAGAGGGGCACACACAACUGUGACAUCCCUCAGCGUGCUCAGUGUGUGUACACCGGAGGGUCUGCCUACGUCUGCACGUGUCUCCCUGGCUUCUCUGGAGAUGGGCGUGCCUGUGAGGAUGUAGAUGAGUGUCAACAGGGUCACUGUCAUCCAGAUGCUUUCUGCUACAACACUCCUGGGUCCUUCAGCUGCCACUGCAAGGCAGGUUAUCGUGGGGAUGGUUUCCGAUGUGUGUUAGGAGAAGUAGAAAAGACCAAAUGCCAGCAUGAACGUGAAGUAGCCCUUGGCAGUGGAGGUGCUUUCUUCCCAAGGGAUGUAAGAGUUGCUCACUUCAUUCCCCAGUGUGAUGAGCAUGGGAAUUACAUGCCCACUCAGUGCCAUACUGGCAGUGGAUAUUGUUGGUGUGUGGACAGGGAUGGAAAUGAGAUUGAUGGCACCAGAAGCGGUCCAGGAGUUCGACCACCAUGUCUGAGCACAGCCGCUCCUCCUGUUGUUAUUGGGCCCUCUGUUCGACCAGACACGGUCCCUCUGCCGCCGGGAACACACUUGCUUUUUGCCCAAAGCGGUAAAAUUGAACAUGUUCCACUAGAGGGAAACAGUAUGAAGAAAAAUGGUGCAAAAGCACUCUUGCAUAUUCCAGACAGAGUUGUUAUUGGAGUUGCUUAUGACUGCGUGGACAAGAUGGUUUAUUGGACAGACAUCAGCGGCCCUGCGAUCAGCAGGGCCAGCCUGCAUGGUGGGGAGCCAACAACCAUAAUCAGAACAGACUUGGGAAGCCCUGAAGGGAUAGCUGUAGAUCAUCUAGGUCGCAACAUCUUCUGGACUGACUCUCAACUGGAUAGAAUAGAAGUGGCCAGGCUGGACGGGCGCCAGCGUCGCAUCCUUUUUGACACUGGCUUGGUGAACCCCAGAGCAAUUGUCGUGGAUCCUGUGAGAGGAAACUUGUACUGGACUGACUGGAACAGAGAAGCUCCUAAAAUUGAAACAUCAUACAUGGAUGGCACAAACAGAAGAAUUCUUGUUAAAGAUGAUCUUGGGUUACCAAAUGGACUGACAUUUGAUCCUUAUUCCUCAAUGCUGUGCUGGGCUGAUGCAGGUACCAAGAGGCUGGAAUGCAUGAACCCUAAUCAGCUUGGUCGACGAAAGAUUGUUGAAGGAAUUCAGUAUCCUUUUGGUGUCACAAGCUAUGGGAAGAAUUUGUACUAUACAGACUGGAGAAGGGAUGCUGUUGUCGCAGUGGAUCGCACAAUUUCCUUAGAAAAUGAUAACUUCCAGCCUCACAAGCGCUCACGACUCUAUGGAAUCACCACAGCCUUUGCUCAGUGUCCAGGAGGACAUAACUACUGUACGGUGAAUAAUGGUGGUUGCACUCACCUCUGCUUGGCUACCCCAGGAGGCCGUACUUGCCGCUGCCCUGACAACACAGUUGGAGUAGAUUGUAUAGAAAGAAACUGAGCAUUAAAAUAAGCUUUAGAGCUGCAGACACCUUUUGGAAAUGUGCUGUAAACAAUUCACUCCUAUCAACACAAUCAGGCCCUAAAGAUAAGUGCUCCAUGCUGCUGACAGCAAGCCACAAUGCACAUAUGCAGACACACCCACACCCACCCACCCACACACACACAGAGGCAGAGGCUGUUUGUGCAACAGAAAAGUAAGACAGGGCUGCCCAGGUUGGGUCCAACUUCACCUUAUUCCUUGUAAAAUUAUCUCUUUGCUUUUAAAGGUAAAUGUGGAGGCCUUAGUUGCAUCUGUCCCAGACAAGAAGGAUGUGUCUCUUGGCAAAAUUGAAGUAACAUAACAGGAGUAACAGGACAGAGUAAAGAGAGUGGAAAUAUUCAGAUCCUGAGACUGAAUUUUACCUUGGAGUGUGCAGCAGUUUUCUGCAGAAGUGGUAUGCUUAGCCCAUCAUAUAUGUGUUUGGGCUUUAUGUCUAGCUGAGAAAAAGUCAGGGGGUCCCAAGGAUGAAAAGAUAAGGGGGAAUACCCAGUUAACAGCACAUAUUUACUGCCCAACCACACUCCUUCUCACUACCAGUCCUUUCACUUCAAAAACUUGCAUCUCAGUUUUUGACUUCUGUACUAUGGAAGUACUUUAUCCAUGUGUUGUAAGGAUUAUAAUUCUCACUCUGGCUCGUGAUCCUUUCCUACAGCACAUGAUUUGUUAAUCAGCACUGUUUAGUGGAUAUAUUUGAAGAUUUUGUUAGGUUUUAAGAGAAUUAUCUUUCUUCUGUUUGAGGUGGAUUCCUGAGUAAUUCCCUAAAAUCCACUAAACAAAAUUCAGAUAUUUUGAACAAUUGCUGGUAGGUCAUCAAAGAAUGGAUGUUGAUUCAUUGGGAGACAAGUGGUUUUAAAGAGAUAGUCACAUUUGUUUUCUGAGAGGUUUUAAAAUAGUAUUUCUACAUUUGAUUCUAUAAACCUCAAAGUGGACUCAGAAUUUUAUCUUACCAAUCUUUCUUCUUUAGCAAACCAUGCCAUGCCUUUUCAUAGACCAUAAGAAACCAUGGCAGUUAAAAUCACCUCUGGUUUGGUGCUUAAAAGCAAAAAAUAUAGUCGUGCCCUAUUUAUGUGGCAGUGUUCAGUAACAGCAAAAACAGUGUUACGAAAAUCAAAGUGAAGUUGAUGUUUUCAUCAUCUCCACUACGUUUGGAGAGGAAAAAUCUAAAUGCAUACUUAUAUGUCAGAUUAGCAGUACAAAUCUAGGAGUGGUUUGGUUUCCCCACUGUGUGUUGGGAAAGAAGCUUGCCUACAAACCAAUGUGUGGCAGAGCAAAAGAGGGUUUGUGAGCUCCUGCCAGAGCACAUUUCACUGUGUCAUGAUCAGAGCAGUAAGCUAACAUCCCCAUUUCCUCAUUCCCCUUCAGACACAGCAGUCAUAGGCUUAAAUAGAGCCAAUUCUGAGUCUUAACUCUGUGACAUCUUCCUCUUUUAUUUUAUAUUUAUCAUAAAAAACCCAAAACAUAUAAACAUUUUAAAGAUCUUUUUGUAUAACUUUUUAUAACUUUUAAUUCAUUCUAUUCAUACACUUAAUCAGGUAUGUCUUACUGUAAAUAUCAAAAAUUUGUUGAAAUGAAGGUGCUUGAUAAUUCUUUCUCCAGAAAUAUUCACAUAUCUGGUGAAAUAUUAAAGUUUACACUCUGUACAGGUAUCUAUAGUACAGUCAAUAAAAAUGGUUGGUUUUUAUUUUCUAUAAAAAAUAAUGUCAUGCCUGUAGAAGGAAGUGAUAUGUGGUGUCUCAAAUACAUUCUUUUGUUGUGUUCUGGGUUUUAGCUAAUUCAUAUUGAGUGAUGGUACCUCUCUUCCAAGAUGCAGCAUCAUGGGAGAAAAAACUGCUGUUGGGGCUUUGUAUUCAGGAAGCAGUAGGAUGCAUCAAAACAAAUACAUGAGAGCGCUUGAAGAACAUAGGGAAUUUUUUGUUUUGGCUCAAUCCUUCUGAUGGUUGUAAAUUCUUGUUUACCUUUGUCAACUAAACAUAGUUCAGUUAUCCCAUACUUUAGACUUCUAACAGUGAAAACAUAGAACAAAGACAAGAAUAAAAAGGGGUAGAAUUUAUCCCUAUGCUCAAAAAUGCCCCAGUACUGGAUUUCUGGUUGAUAGGGUGCUUUUUAAGGAGAAUAUUACUGGGAUCCAAAGGGUGGCAUUUGGAGUUACAGCAGGAGAUUGUUGGUGAUGUGUUCUGGAGACUGCAUGUGGAAUUGGACUGUAUGCAUUGAAUUAGGUUGUUUUUUUUUUAAAUUUGAAUUAACACUGUUCCUCUUCAAUCAUUAUAAUGACUAUUAAUGUACUAAACACUAGUCAGCUAAUUUUCUGCAAAUCAAUUAGCAAUGACAAAGAUGUCAAGGAAAAUAUACCUCAGCAGGACUUCUAGUGUUGAUGUGUGAGCUUCUGAGUAGUCUGUAGCACAGCCAGAGAAACAAUAUUAGUGUGGACUUAGUUUUUAGACUGAGGAAUUCAGGUAUCAUCUGGGAUUAGGUAGCACUAAACUAGGGGAAACUUCAGCAGAUCCACAUCAGUGAUGUAGCUGUGACAGUUUACAAAACUUCAAACUUUUCACAACUUCAGCAUUCCGGUCCCUAGAAAUGAGGGAUUUUUAAAAACCUCUAGCAUGAUGUUUUGUUUCUCAGCUAAUGCUUGGUCCUAACUUCAACUGCUGUAGCUCAAUGCCAAAGUACAGCAAGGGCAAAGCUGUUCUCUCAGGGAAGGAAGCCAUGGAUUUUCCAGCCAUGGACCAGUCCCACUGUACCCCAAGUGAGGCAGACAGUGCCAGUGAGGGUAACUGGAUUCAGCCCAGGGACCAGAACACCAAGCAAAUCUGCAGUGGGAAGAGCAGGUCUGAUGUCAAGCUGGGAAACUGAGUCAGGACCGUAGAUCAUAAUCAGGUUUGGGCAUAUGACCAGCAUCAGUGAUUGCCAGCCAAGUGCACAGAGGUGGGGCAGGCCCACAGCCACACUGGGAGGUUAGACAAGACCUGAAUCAAUGGGGUUGCCUGGCUGUGGCACAGCUCAGGCAAGGACCAGGGUGACAGCCCCAGCUUAAAAGCAUCCUUUAAGAGCAGAGAAAAAGGGUUGCUUUCGCUGAGAACCACCAACAGAGCUGUUUGAGGAUGAGCCUCUGUUGAAGUUCCCUCAAGUUUUCUUCACAUCUGGUUUGGCCUUCAACAGCCAGCUAAUCUGCUAGUGCUUGGGUAGUCUCUGUGUGCUGGCACUCCAGAGUUCUCUAUUCCUGUAUCUGUUUGCUUUCUCAUUGAAUCUUGCUUAAUCUUUGGCCUCUAAAAUGAUCUCUGGUGUUGAGUUCCCUAUUUUAAUCUCAGUUUGGAUAGGAAUGUCAAGUUUUGAUGACAUAUUUAGCAUUAGCCACUUGAGGAUAUUCUUCCUGUGUCUAUCAUGUUUUCUCGCUUCAACAAUCACAAGUAUUUUGGAUGCUGAAAAUGUGAAUUUUCAGUUUCCUUCUUCUAACCCUAGAGAGUUAAUGGUAUCUUUCUACAAGAAAGAUAUUUCACCUACUCUGUCAUUUUUCUAACUGUUGCUUGUUCAACUGUUCUAGACUCGCCUCAGGAGCAUGUAAAUUUCAGAUACAUUUUUACAUUAUGUUUGAGGUUAAAGAAAUAAUGGAAAAUAGGAUAUUUUAUUUAAUUAUUAAUUUUUCAUUAUUAUAAUAGGUUGGGGCUGGUAGUCAUACUAGUCUCUGGUUGAAGAAAAGGUUCCAUGUAACUGCAGUUCAAGGGGUUUUUGCUACAAAAAUCUAUAGAUUCCCAGGUUUUCCAGGAAUGAAGAAAAAUUACUUCAAUGUUUAAACAAAAGACAAAAUACUUCCUAGAGCUAUUCCAGAAGUAAGUUAAGUGUUUUCUUAAAUGCCUCCAUUCAGAUCUUCCAGCAAACUCAAAAAUAUUUACUAGUAAGAUUAUUAAUGAGAGUUACCAUUCUUGUAAUAAGUAGCAAAAAAGGGAAAUUCCUGAAAGUAGGAGUGUCUUCCACAUGGCUUAAUUGGAUGGUUUGGCUACCUUUCCAUCUGAAGGGUAUUCAAAAAUCCAACUUUACUCACUUUUUAACUUGCAAAUAACCUUCCUCAUGGUGAAAAUCCAAUGUGACUUUCUGGAGCUCAGCAUCCUGGCCAGUGUGUUGUCCCAAGCUGACAAGCUGCUUACUCUGCAGUUAUCCACUUGCACAGUUUUGUCACAACAUAUUAGAUUUUUAACUUGCCAGCAUAUGAUUAAGAAUGACAGAUGAUUACUAGAGGAUAAUGGCCUCUCCAUGGCAGUGUCACAAUGCAUCAGUUUAACCUAUGGUUAAAUGCAAACUGGGGGGGUUUAUGUAGGGUUUCAUAACGUAUUCCUUGGAGAAUUUGCUGGGGAGGAAAAAACAAAAACCAAAACAAAAAAAAAAAAGCCAACAGGAUGUGAAACACCUAUGUCUAUAGCGAAUUGUGAGAAGCCCCCUGCUUGGCCUGUCUGUAAGAAUGAAAUAUUACUUCCAGAGCCUGAGUCACCAGCUGGGUAUGUGGCAGGCGAUUGUUCAUGAACUGAUUGAAUCACUUUCUUUGUUUAAAUUCUAGUCUAGUAGAAGUCUGUGUUUUAUCUUAUUUAUAAGUUUAGGAUAGCAUGGCAGUAAAAUUGGUGAAAGGUCAGCAUCCUACAAAUGUACAUAUUGAUGAGUCUGGAGCUUUGCUUGACAAACAGAGGGCUCUGCUGGCAGUGGAAUGCAGUGAGUGACCUUCCCUGCUGCUUUGUGGCAAAGCAGAUGGGACUGCAGUAACUCAAUGGGGUUUUUGACCACAAGGAUUCUGGAGCUGAUGAAUGGGGACAAACUGCCAUUCCCACAAAUAACCAGGAUGCUGUGUUUCAGCCUUUGGCUUCUUAGUCUUCAGCAUUCACCAGAAUCCAUUUGGUUUGUGGUGGUGUUGCUCACUCCAAGCAGGCAGUGUGUUCCUACUCGAUGGGGUGUCUGGAACACACAGGAAGCACAGAGAGGAGCUGUGUAGUGUGGGGCCUUUGACAUGAGGAAAAUGGUCAGCUGUACAGAUGUCAGUGGGCCAUGGCAGAUGGUGCCUCUGGAUCUCACCCAGUAACUAGCAUAGCAGUGUUGGGGAGAUAUUCCCAGGAACUUUCCAGGGUUAUAGUGAAAGGGAAAAUGUUGUUGAAGGCAACUGAAGGUUUUAUGUCAGCGGAUGCAGAAGUGUGUGAAGUUUGGGAGGUGAGGUAAGCAAUUAGCAAGAUGAUAGUUGUACUGUGUAUUUGAAGUCUUCAGUCAGUUCGGCAGUGUGCUGCUGGGUGGGAGACUAAGAUGCAGAGUAACUGUGUUACACUGGAUUUCAGAAACCCUUCCAGUCUCUUCCUUUCCCACUAGACCCAUACAUAUCCCAAGCACUUCAGGUGCUGUUGGUUUCAGAUCCUGUUCUGUUUGAGAGCAAGACCCAAGAGCAGGAGGUUUUGCUUUUCAUAUCUCUGUUCCCUGCUUUAUAAGAUAGAAGAUAAGACACCUAACCAGAUAAGCCAGGAGACAGUAAUAGUCCAUCCAGCUCCCAGUCAGAGGGAGAGCAUGCUGCCUAGUAUAACUUCUGUGACACACUUUUUGUGACACAGCCCCAGAUACCCUGGUGAGCCACUUCUGGCAUUUCAUGGUACAGCUGUUCCCUCAAGUUGGUACUCCCAGCUAAUACCCACCUGCACCACUUUUUCCAGGACUAGAUCCUCUAGAUAUAAGUUUCUGUGCACAUUAACUGUGUACAGCAAGUGUGUUACAGGGACCUUCUGUAAUACUAAACAUCAGCAAAGUACUAGUGUUCUAAGAAGCUGGUAAACCUAUCCAGCAGCUUGAAUCCAGAGGUCCCUGGUGAUGCAUUUGUAAGCAUGAGAUUUAUCCCCUUGAGCUGUACUACAGGCUGCCUUACUAGUGAUUAACAUUUGAGAAAAUGUAUCUCAUGUAUUUUUAAGUGAUUGCACUGCAAUUAGUAAGUUAUUUUUAGUGAUCUGUUUUAAUUUCAAGCAUAUGCAUAUGGGAGAUGGCAAACCACACAUUUCAUCCUCUUCUAGACAGAGUAUCUUUCUAGGAUUCUGCUUCUCAAGUGACAAUGCAACCAUGGCACUGAUUUCUUUAAAGCAGUAAAAGGUUAAUAUGCUGCAAUCAAUUUCUGUGCUUAUGUGGCUUGUUACUAGAUUUCUGUGCUGACAUGCACACUGGCAUUUUUAUCUGACCUUCAUCUGAAGAACCCAUGGGUUUUGCUUUAUAGGUGUUUCCUAAAUCCUGGCAUGUCUGCUAGAUUCUGUACUGUUACACCCAACUAGUAGCUCAGAGGAUGACGUCUGACCUCUUGUAUCUAUCAAAUAAAGUGUAUUUGGUCCAGGGCCAAAAACACAUUGGCAUGACAUGUCUCCUCCAGACAGACACUGCUCUGUCAUGGCAGGAAAACUUCCAGUAAUGACAGAUGUCUGUGGUCUUCAUGUGCAUUCCCCUAGCUGCCUGUGAUACCAGUCUCUCUGCUAGGUUUUACUGAUUAAUUUUCUAGACCUGGAGCCUGGAAAUUGCCAGUAAAAAUGCUUUUAAUAUUACCUAUUGAUUAAGACAGAAAGGAGGAAAUUGCUUCUCUUGUGGGAUUUAUGUGCUCCCUGUGAAAGUUCAGUCCUCAUUGGGCGUUCCCUGGAAUCCAAACUUUUCAAGGAUAACUUGGUGGUACUCAUAUUUGUCUGUGUGUUUCUUAGUUUGUCUGCUAGAUUGAUUGCCUGUGAGAAAUGACAUUAGGGUCUGAAAACCUCUGUAAACUGUACAUUUGUUCUGAAAUCGUAUUCUAUUUCUAGUGGAGCAAGAAAAUUUAGCUUCAUUUUCAUUCUCCUGUGCUGUGACAAAUUUAUCUUCCUGCAGUUAUGUAGUUCUUAUUUCUUUUAUUUUGAGCUUGUUUUUUACUUUAAUGAAGAAUCAUAAAAGGAGAAUGGGCAUAUUCUUACAUUAAAAAACCCUCAUUUAGACAUUAUUUUAAUAAUAAACAUUUUUAAUAAGAAACAAAUGUACAACAGUUAAGAAACACACAGGAAGAGUUUCUUUCACAGAUUUUUAUCCAGAAUAACUUUUUCUUCUAGAACCACAUAUUUUAUACACAUGACCCUCAAUAACCUUGCCUACAAAAGGCAAAUAAAAUAACCAACACACAUGGUACUAUUUCUCAAGUUUGUUAACUAUAUGCAUUCUUGGAAAAUUCAUAGAGAAAUCUGGAUUGUAAGGAAGCUCUGGAGCAUGUCUAGUCUUCAGCUCAAAGCGGGUACAACUUCCAUGUAAAAAUUGCUUAGGACCUUGUCCAGUCAGCUUCUGAAAUCCCCAAAGAUAAGGAUGCAACAGCCUCUCUAGACAAUAUCUCAGCCAUGAACCACUUCAGUGUUGAAUUCAAAGUCCAAUGGGAAUUUUCUUUAAUGACUAGUGGCCAUGGCUUCUUGUCAUUUCCCCAAAAGGGUUUGGUUCUAGGCCCUUUCUUUAGGUGGCAGAAGACUUACACUAAGCUUGCCUUUAGGGAAUAUGUGUGUUGGAAGCUGGGAUAGUUGGUGUAUUUUCUUUUCCUGCUCAUUCUGAAAGUGUGUUCUUCUUCAUGGUACUUGGCAUUUCUGUAUUGUAGGAGCUCUAUUCCAGCACACAGAAUAGCUAUUUGUGCAUUUGCUGGUCCUGGUUUGAAUGCUUAGAGCUAAUGAAUUCUUAGAGCUACAACCCCUCUCUGAAAGCCCUAGGACUAGAGAAGCCCUGGAAAAUGAGAGCUAUAUUCAUACCCCAAGUGAGAGGGGAAUUAAUCCACCAAACUGCAACUUUGGAAGGACUGACAAGAACACAGGAGUCUUCUCACUGUCAAAGCAUAGCUGAAAGGCUUUUGGAUACAGGAAGGCAGGAGUAGUUAGAGGAAGCUUCACUGGAAAGGAUGCUGAGACACAUAAAAUGAUGUUUUCUCUGAAGUUCUGCUGGGCCCAAGACAGGGUCAAGCUUUUGAGGUGGGUAUGCACCAGGUGAGAUUUGGACCUUGCGGAGUGUGCAGGAGGGGAUAUGAAAGCCUCAAUGCCACAUCUGUGAUGAGUAAGACCCCUUCUGGAUCUGCUCCUCAUUCCUUUUGAGCAAUUCACUGAGCAGUGAUGUCUAACAGUGUUACUCAGUCUCGAGACAGUCUCUGACAAAUUACUGUCUGCUUAUACAUAUUUGAUAUAAAGCAAUAUCAGCAGCUUCAAACUCACUAAUGGGAUGUGAAAAUUUCCAAAAUUUAGGUGGUUGAAAGCAAGUCUAUUAAUAUAGGCAUCAGGUCAGCAGCUCACCUGUCAGGCUGCAGUCUUGAAUCAUGAAGCUCAAGAGCACAGCCCUCAGAAUUUGCUGCAAAUAUACAUGUGCCACAAAUGCAGGAUGGGGGCUAAGUGUUUUCUCAAAAGGUCAGUAGGAAAAGAAGGACCUUCAUCCAAAUGGUUGAUAUUAUGUUGAAGUCAGGAUUAAUGUUGUCAGAGGAGCGGGAGCCUUAUGAAAUACAUUUAAAUUAAAGAUUCCGUUAUUUCAAUUACUAACAAGACAUAAUAUGAACAAACUAAUGAUUUUAAUAUAUACAUCUGAAGUAUAAUAAUGGGUUUGGAAAAUGAAGAACUACUGCUGUAUCACAGAAGGCUGUGCUGGAGAUGAAAUCUCUUAUAUCCUGUAUAUCUCUAUAUUUCAGAUUCUGCCUUCAUUCUGCUCUGGGUUGCCAUAGGUCUCAUGGAAUGUUUAAAAUACAGUCAGUCCAGACAUGAGAUGCUGAAACAUUCAGCAGCAAAGUACUUCUGAGUGCAGUAUACCUUCAGGCAAGUCAGGCAAGGAUUUAUUCCUUACUGCCAAAAUAUACCAUCAAGUUGUAAAACACAACUAAUGUUUUAAACUUUGAGUACUGUAUUAGUGUAAUCAGCUAAAUAGCCAUAUAAUUACAAUUUCUCAUCCUCAAGUUAGCCAUAAUAUUGCACAUGGCUCAGGUAUAAUUUUGUUAAUGCAAAACUGCCCAGUAUCACUUAAAUUCCGUAAUUUCUGAUUCAGCAUUUCAGGUGGUUAGGCAAGUUACUAAUUCCAAAGGGAGAGCCUUCAAGUGCACUUUUCUGUUUGUUUUCUUGACUUGAGAAGCUUCCCAGAGUUGUGCAAGAGAACAAUGUUUUAUUCUUUGUAUCUUGGAUCAGUGUGCUGCCUUGAACUCCCAAGAUGCAUCCAGCUGCAGCUGCCUCAAAUGGAAAAUAGAUCGGACAUCAGAGAAGGUUUAGGGGUUCUUUAAGCUGCUUGUAACUGGAUCCCAUAGCCCUAUUGCUUUGCUGUGAAGUCUCCUUGCAGUGCUCAAAUGGCUGUAAUUCUAGUAUUUUAGAGAAGAAAAAGAAAAUAAAAUUGAAGCUAUUCUGUAGAAAAUGUUGCUUUGAAUUAAUCUUAUUGCCAGGCAGCUGUUGAAUGGUUUCAAGUGUGCUGAGUUACAAGCUCCAGAUGUGUGGGAGAGACUACAUGCAACCUGACUGAUAUCAGUGAAAACAACUUGUGGUGGGUGCACUGAUUUGUAAUACUCUUAUAGAAUAAGAGUCUGCUUUGUGCUUGUAUGUGCAAUAUCACUGAGGAAAGGCUCAAAGAGGGCUCUCUUAAAUUCUGGCUGAACAGCCCUGAAAUCAUGAGUUUCAUCACUGACUUGACUUCCUUCACACACAGCUUAGGUAGCUCCAAACACCCUCAGCACUUGAACUGAUCAAAGGGUCUCAAACACACUUUUUAAAAAUACAAUUUUAAAUCACUUCAUCCCCAUUUUGAUAGUAGUAAGGGGGAUUUGUUAUUUUUCCACCAAGAAACCAUAUUUUGAAACUUGCCAUGCAAACAGUAAAACUGAACUCGAGACACAUUUUCUAGUAAUUUCACUGCAAUUUUCUAGGUAGCUGAAUUUUAAUGCUCUUUUCUGUUGCUUCUCUCUUGCCUCUCUCGCUUAAAUGAAGUCUUUGAAGUGUAUUAAUUCAGCAAGUAAUGUGUUGUGGUUUUCCUGCUAGUGAAUGACUGAGGCCCCCUGGUGCCUUAUUUAUUAGCAGAUCUGGGAACAGAGUGAAGCAUUGCAGUUUCCUGUUUGUCCUCGUGUUUAAUUAUACGGGUAAACCAGAUCAUGCUCUUUGCCACUGCACACUCAAGCCUGGACCUCACAUUUCUUCCAUGCUCUCAUAUCCUUUCUUCUUCUUGGGGCCUUCCUCUCAACAGCUCUGCAGUAUCUCUCAAAGGAGAGGUAAAACACCACAAAUACCAAGCUGCACAACACACACAGGAAGGGUUUCAUUUUUCUUCUGACUGACUUUUAUGGUCCUUUGAUGCUUGCUAAGUUGGACAGCGGUGCUGGUUUUUGCCCUCUGGACUUUGCAUUACUCUCCUUUUUGUUCUCCCCCUUAUUUUUAGAAAAUAUAUUUUGCAUUGCUUCAAGCCUAGCUCACAUUUUCUUGGUUGCAGUUAAGGUGCUCUGUGGUUUGUUGCUUCUGUUUAUGCAAGAACCCUCAUCAAAGACUUCAUCUUUUCCCAUUUAAAAGACCAUACAGAGAUCAAAAGUAAGACUUGAAAAGCCAAAUCUCCCUUGAAAAUAGCUUUCCCAAAAUAUCAGCAAAAGCUGUAAGUGCAAGAAUUCAGCAAGUCCAAAGGCUGUUUUUCGAUUAAUGCAGCUGUGGUUACAGCUCAGGUAACCGGACACCAUCUAGUGGCAGAAGAUCAAAAAUAAUCUGAUUACAGUCAUGUUGAUCCCUCCUCUGGGGCUUAUUCAAAUGUUCAUGGUGCUCCAGUUCCUUCUGAAGACCUUUGUGUUCACAGACAAAAAAUGUGCUUGUUGUACUGACUCAAAAACUCAGGAAAUGAAAUGUCAGCUUCUUGUCAAAUAAUCUAUUAGUAAUUUGCAGCCCUCAAAAGGGUAUUUACAGUUUGAAAUUAUAUUCUAAUGAAUGUGAUCAAUCAAUAUUUUGAUUGAGAGUAGUCUGAUGUGUGGAAUUCAGUAAAGCAUUUAAAACCA